AUGACUCUUCCCAAAUCAUUGAAAACAGAGCCUUUGGGUUCUUUUGAUACACGGCUCACAAUGAAGUAUUUCGGUGGCACCGAAUUUUCUCCUAACCGUUUUGCGCCCGUUGUCGGACUUGAUGGGGCUGCUGAAGAGCCACUCGACACCAUACAAAUGGGAACCAGCCCGAAGCGCGAGUAUCGAACCCUCGAGCUCCGCGAGCCAUUUGGCGGAUUCAAUCUUGGCCAGAACCUUCCCCGACUAGAGCUGGAUGCCACUGUGGACAAGUGCCAUUCGCUUGACGGUCUCACUGAGCCUUCAAACCCGCAAAACACACCAGCGUCAAACAGCGUGAGAGAUUGUACACCUGAGCCACUUCAACACGAUAUGAAGAAUUUGCAGACCAGCCAUGCAUCUCGGGGCAGCAAUGCUGAUUUUGGUUGCUUCCUCGAUUCGCCAGAGAAGAGCCUUUUCACUCGCCGAGACGGUGAUACCGGGCCCUUGAAGUCUUCAAAGUUGCGGCGCCUUUUGGUCAGUCAAAGACAAUGGCUUGAAUCUCCAGUUUCCGGGUUGGGGGGCCACCGACCACUUGUAAGUCGCAGCGCUAUUAGGAAACCAGGCAACCCUGGCGUUGUGAGAUAUGUUCGGUUUCGCGCUGCCCCUUCGCUUUUGUCCUCACCCCCUCAUGUGCCAUCUCGCCCUUUGCCUUCAAUUGAACGACGGCAGGAUUACAUCGCUACGUAUCGAAAGAAGAAGCAGUGCGAGAAAUGGAAGAUCGCUCGUCGGCCCACACCCCGAAAGCCUUCCUCAACUCGCAUAUCCGCGGUGGAAGCCCGGGUUCUGGGUAACUUCACCCCGAAACAAGCCGAUGGAUUUGAUCGCUCAUUGUCGAGCUCACCAUUGUACAGACUUGACCAGAUGCCAUUCCCGGCUCAAUCUUACGGCGGUACUCAUGCACUGGAUGGCACAAUUGAAAGCGCUUCGAAUACACCUGUUGUGCGCAGCCCCAAAGUCGCGCGGACCAGCCAGAAAAGAAGGCUGUAUGCCCAUAUCUCUUUCUCACUCUACCGGGUCCAAAGCGUGCCAGAAGCGGUCCCCGGAAAGGUUCAAAAGUAUGCAUUCAUAUUUCGAAUGGUUGAGACAGAGAUCACAGGUCUCGAGGGGUAUCUUCCACUGCAGUUUCCGCACAGCUUUGAGGACUCAGUGACGGUUGUGUCCGUUAAAGAUCUGGUCUUUCAUACCUACUUCAUCGUACCAUCGCUCGUCAUCAAUCUUCCCUUGAACGCGUUUUCCACUGCCACGCAGUAUCUAAAAGAUACACCAGUGGGAAAUGUGACAUUUCGCCUUGCCAGAGCCAUCCUGUUCUUCUUCCGCUACGCAGCCGCUCUCUUUUGCGCUCUGUGCGGAGUGUCAUUCAGUCAACACCGGCCCUCAAACACCUUUUCGAACUGA
Messenger RNA from Penicillium salamii, 1434 nucleotides. The record is from the annotation of a GenBank genome assembly. NCBI's taxonomy places the organism in Eukaryota, Fungi, Ascomycota, Eurotiomycetes, Eurotiales, Aspergillaceae.